GGUGGACGUGUCCGGACGGAGGCGGCUGGAGCUUGUGAUCGUGUCCGGGAGCAGGAGCAGCCACAGGCCGAGCCGCCGGCACCAUGCUGGACUUCGCAAUCUUUGCCAUUACCUUCGUGGUUUUCCUGAUCGGGGCCGUGCUCUACCUGUACCCGGCAUCCAGGCAAGCAUCUGGCAUUCCGGGUAUGGCUCCUACGGAGGAGAAGGAUGGAAAUCUUCCAGAUAUUGUGAACACAGGGAGCCUUCAUCAAUUUCUAGUCAGUCUUCAUGAAAAGUAUGGACCAUUGGCAUCUUUCUGGUUUGGACAACGACUGGUGGUCAGUUUGGGCUCCGUGGACCUCCUGAAGGAGCACAUCAACCCAAACCGAACCUCUGAUCCAUUUGAGACCAUGCUGAAAUCCUUAUUGGGAUAUCAGUCUGGAUUUGGAGGCAAUGCUGCUGAGGGUCAUGUGAGGAAGAAAGUUUAUGAGACAGGAGUGAACAAAGCUAUCCAGAGCAACUUUGCUGUCCUUUUGGAGCUAGCUGACGAGUUGGUAACAAAGUGGCUGUCAUAUCCUGAAGCUCAGCAUGUCCCUCUGUGCCAGCACAUGUUGGGUUUUGCCAUGAAGUCUGUCACGCGGGCAGCAAUGGGUAGUCACUUUGAAAAUGAUCAAGAAGUAAUACGCUUCCGAAAGAACCAUGAAUCGAUUUGGUCAGAGAUUGGAAAAGGAUUUUUGGAUGGAUCUCUUGAUAAAAGCUCAUCCAGAAAACAGCAUUACGAAGAGGCCCUGGGAGAAAUGGAAGCUGCACUGAAGAAAGUGGCAAGAGAGCGCAAAGGACAAAGCAAUAAUCAUGAAGUGUUCAUGGACUCCUUGCUGCAGGGUGACCUCAUUGAGAAGCAGGUUCUGGAGGACAGUAUGAUCUUUUCACUGGCUGGAAGUGUGAUCACAGCAAAUCUGUGCAUUUGGUCCACGUACUUUUUGACCACGUCAAGUUCAGUGCAGGAAAAACUUUACCAAGAGGUAAAUAAGGUUCUGGGAAGGAGUCCGCUCACUUUUGAUAAGCUGCAAGAACUGAGGUACUGCCAGCAGGUUUUGAAUGAGACUGUCCGAACAGCGAAGCUCACCCCUGUUGCAGCGCGACUUCAGGAGCUGGAAGGGAGUGUCAACCAUCACAUCAUCCCAAAGGAGACUCUGGUCAUUUACGCCCUUGGUGUUGUGCUUCAGGAUGACACAUCAUGGCAUAUGCCUUACAGGUUUGAUCCAGAAAGGUUCAACGAUGAAGCUGCCAGGAAGCAAUUUACAUUGCUGGGAUUUUCCGGGAGCCAGGAAUGUCCAGAGUUGAGGUUUGCUUAUACUGUGGCUACAAUCAUGCUGAGUACACUGAUCAGGAAGCUGAGCUUGCAUCCUGUGGCAGACCAGUUGGUGGAGAUGAAGUAUGACCUUGUAACCACCCCAAAAGAGGAGGCUUGGAUUACUGUCAGCAAGCGAAGCUAGACUGACUUCACCAGGGCUGAGUGUGGGGUUUAUUGGAUGGAGCCCUGUCAGUAAGAGGUUUGCAAUGACUUUUCAGAUCCAUACCUGCCACUGUAUCCUUCAUUCUCUAUGACAAGAUUCCUGAGAGUGUCAUUCUGCUCCUUCCCUACUUGUGAAAAUAUAAACCAACCUUAAAGUGGCAACCUCUCAUCACCGCAAGCCUUCACUGCAGAACCUUUAUUAGGGCUGAACCAUAGCCUCAUUUUAGUGACGAUAUGGAAUUUCAGAUGCACAUUCUUGAUUUUCCUGAGGAUCCCUGGCACAUCUGCGAGUUAGCUACACCAUGAGAUGCAAGCAUCCCUUCGAUAAAAUGGGAAAAAGAACAGACAAAUAAUUGACCAUUUUUGGAAAUGAGAGAUGAAAGUGAUGAUAAAGUGAGACAAGAUUAUGGUGAUCAUAAUAGCAUUGAACAGUGUUGGAUAAGUGUGUACACCUAUUUUUGGGAUAAUGGUUCUGUCAUUAAGGCUUUUGGUGGGGUUUGCUGUUGAGACAUGAGAACAAGCUUUUCACUUUCAGAGUUUGAGUUUCACCACCCCCAGUUGAGUCAGGUUGGUGCUAAGCUGAUCGUGGCUAGCAUGACAGGGAAGAGGGUCAAGCUGUAUUCGGUCAUGCUGCCCUCUUUCCCAGAAUGAACUAACAGAAUAAUUAGGCCAGGUUCCCACUCCUAGUUACUGUCAAUCUCUGGAUUCCAGCUGAGAGCAGAAUCUGAAUAUCUUGCGGAGCGCUUUCAGUGAAAAAUCUAAUGUGUUCCUUUGCCAGCUAAUCAGCAUGGUUUGGAAAGAAAAGGGGAAUAAAACUUCUCUGUUAAACAUUCUGUGGAGAUUUGGUCCAGUUACCAUGAGUGAAGUCAAAAUCAAUUGCCAUGAAAACACUGUGUGCUUGUCAUUUAUUAAUAAAAUUGCUGAAAGGACAGCACCAUGCAGUGUACAUCCACCUGUGUUUGCUGCUUCGAUUUCAUGAUAUCAGUACAUGCUUGGAGAUUAUUUAAUCCUUUGACCUUACUCUUAAGUUUUCAUACUCCCUUUGGGUGUAACACCAAGUCUAGUCUCAGCCGUGGAUGACUCAGCCAGUGAUUUUUCUCCAAAAUUGACAAGAUUACCCCACAAGAAAGUACUGGACAGUGAGAGCCUUUUUCCUCGGAAGGUGAUGGCUAGCACGAGGGGGCAUAGCUUUAAAUUGAGGGGUGAUAGAUAUAGGACAAAUGCCAGAGGCAAUUUCUUUACUUAGAGUAGUAGGGGCAUGGAACGCACUGCCUGCGACAGUAGUAGACUCGCCAACUUUAGGGCAUUUAAAUGAUGAUUGGAUAAACAUAUGGAUGAUAAUGGAAUAGUGUAGUUAGAUGGGCUUCAGAUUGUUGCGCUGACCUGUGAAACCAUCGAGAGCCAAAGGUAUGUGCUGUAAUGUUCUAUGUGGAUGAAGAAAGGGUUGAUCUUGGCUGUAACAUCUCCCAUAGAUUAAACCUAGCAAAAACUGUGCUUGUCAAAGAAUGUGUGGGAGAUACUGUCUCAGAGGAUGGGACAAUGGCUUGUAUCCCCUUUGCUUGUGAUUGAGAACAGAUGAGGAAAACUGUUUAAUGCAAAUUAAUUUCCAUUAUACUUUAAUAAAUUCUAUAUUUAGAUUACUUUGAUCAUUAAAAAAAGUUAACAUUGAAAGGAUAUGGAAGAGUUAAGAAAGUGUAGGAAAAGGUCAAGUGCAGCCUGCUUCUAGACCAGAUCACUCACUGCUUGUAUAUAAAUUGACUUUGUCAUUCCAGCUGGAGAUUCAGUUCCCUUUUUAUGCCUUGCUAACCCUGAAGUCAUUUUUUUCUGUCUAACUUUAAAACCAAACUAGAUACUGAUGUGUGGGGCAUGUGGAUUUAGGUUGGAACUGAAACUGGGCAAAGGUUUAUGGAGGCAAAAACUUUAAAAUAAUGUAAAUUAAGAAAAAGGAGUGAGUUGGAAAGGAUCUGGAAAUCUGAGCUCCUUAACAGAUUAUUCAUACAUAACCUCAAUGUGAGUCAUGAGUGCAUGUCACACUUCGUUAAACCUGCAUGUGUUUUUUGUCAAUAUGUUGAAAUGUAUUAUUGAUGCAACACAGGACUUAAUUAAUUAAAUAAUUUUAAUGUCCUGGAA
This is a messenger RNA of Hemiscyllium ocellatum (epaulette shark), 3625 nucleotides long. RefSeq names its product cytochrome P450 20A1 (gene cyp20a1). The transcript has 13 exons. The record is from RefSeq and is a predicted model, not a curated record. Gene Ontology annotation, cellular component: membrane. Lineage: Eukaryota; Metazoa; Chordata; Chondrichthyes; Orectolobiformes; Hemiscylliidae. The coding region runs from base 84 to 1475 and encodes 463 amino acids. Gene Ontology annotation, molecular function: heme binding; monooxygenase activity; iron ion binding.